This is a messenger RNA of Carassius auratus (goldfish), 1505 nucleotides long. RefSeq names its product lipopolysaccharide-induced tumor necrosis factor-alpha factor homolog. The record is from RefSeq and is a predicted model, not a curated record. NCBI's taxonomy places the organism in Eukaryota, Metazoa, Chordata, Actinopteri, Cypriniformes, Cyprinidae. The transcript has 7 exons. The coding region runs from base 238 to 837 and encodes 199 amino acids. Gene Ontology annotation, molecular function: zinc ion binding. Gene Ontology annotation, cellular component: nucleus; cytoplasmic side of late endosome membrane; cytoplasmic side of lysosomal membrane.
AGCAAGGACAUACCUGAAUGCCCAACCAACCACUGCUUUGAUUGCCACAUUACCUGGCUGAAUGUCAUUCAUGUGUACCUAGCACACCUUACACAAACCUCUAGGAUUACACAACCUGCUUGAUGCAAACAUAUUUUUGAGUCAGUCACCAGAUCAGAUUGAUGCCAUUAAAAAAUAUGCACAGCCCAGGCCCUUCAUUAUAUUGACUUCCCUUAUUUGAGACGAAGAUUAUCCAUAAUGGAAAAAGAACCAUUACCCCCUCCAUAUCCUGGACCACCAAUGGUCCAAAACAACAUUUCCUACCAGACACCGCAGAUUGCCUACCAGACCCAACCAGGUCCAGUGGCCACUGUAUACAAUCCACAGACAGUCAUGGGAUCCAACGUAACCCAAACAGUCCAGUCACCUGGCUUUGUUUACCCAGCUCCAGUUCCACAAGGGCCAGUCAUGUCUUCAUCCACCGUAACUCAGACAGUCCAGUCUUCAUCAAUGCCUGGCAUCGUUCCGAUGGCAGUUUAUAACCCACAGCCCACGGUCAUGUCGUCCACUGUCACUCAGACGGUCCAGUCUACUGCACCUGCCAUGACCACAGUGGUAGUUGUGCAACGACAACUGACUGACGUCCCGGGGCAGACGAAAUGUCCUCACUGCCAGCAUCAGGUCAUCACACAGACCGAGUAUGUCAAUGGCCUGUUGGUGUGGGCCAUCUGUGGAGGUCUCGGCAUUUUCGGGAUCUGGCCGUGUUGUCUGAUUCCGUUCUGUGUGGAUUCCUGCAAGGACGUACAACAUCGCUGCCCUGUCUGCAAAACCGUUUUGUACGUGCACAAACGCAUGUAGCUCCCGAAACAAAGAUGAAGGACCUAAUGAAAACUACAGCCAGCAUCUUCUGGACAUUACUGGGCUUCCUAAUUCACAGAAAAAAUAACAUCAUGAUAUAAAAAGACUUGUAUGGGUUUCUCUUUCCAGAUAGAUAGAUAGAUAGAUUUGUCAUAUUACAUUGUUUAUCUUAUAAUAUAUACUAUGAUAUUUCAAAUUGUAUUUAUAUAAUACCAGAGACAAAUAUUUUUUGCAUCCUUUUCUUUUGACUACAGCUAUUCAUGCUAAAGACUUUCAUGGCUUUGUGUGUUCCCUGAGAGCUAUGGUCCUGCAGAUUUCAGCUCCAGCCCCAAUCAAACACACCUGAAGCAGCUAAUGAGGUGUCCAGGGUGGCUUGAUGAUCGCAGACAGGUGUGCUGGAGCUGGGUUGGAACUGAGAUCUGCAGGACAGUCGCUCUUCGGGAGCAGGGUUGGAGAUCCCUGCUGUACGCAACAUUCUGUUAAUAACUCAGUUGUGACAUCAAGGAAAAAUAAAAUACUUUGUGAAAAAACUAGCCAAACCACUUUGACACAAGGAAUUCACCAUCACUGACGUAGCUUAGGUCUCAUGCUGGUAUCUGGUAUCUGGUAAGAGUUUAGAGCUGGAACAAUGCAUUGAAUUUAAUAAAAUAAUAUUGAGUCAAUCUUCA